GGUAUACAAACAAUGCGCUAGCAACGAGUGGUCUUUAAAGGGGAAUCCAGAACUUGUCAACAUCACCCUCUACUAUGAACGCUACUGUGCUGGUUGCAUGUAUUUCAUCAUUAACAUGUUGUAUCCCUCAUGGCAGAAAGUUGGAAGCAUUAUGAAUGUUAAACUAGUGCCUUAUGGAAAUGCAAGAGUAUGGAAAUAUCCUUUAUGUCUAGAAGUCAAACGUUUAGAAGUUAAACGUUUUAAACAGCCUAUUGAGAAUACCAAUGGUUUUUUACUGCUUUUUAGCCUUAAAAAAUGCUUUUUAAAAAAAACAAUUUCAUGUUAACUAGCCAGUUAACUUUUUUAUAUAUUUUUAAAUGGGGAAAAAAAAUGCUUCCUUUGCUGGUUUUCAUUUUUACAAAACUGCUUUUUAGAAACAGCUAAAGAUUGAAAAUUCGAGUUUAACUUGGGCAAAUUUGUUUACUGAUGAAACCCUACCUGGUAAUGAUUUCAUUCAUAUUUUGUAAUGACAACGGUGGUAAAGACUGUGCUGUAUUAUCUUUUUUUCCAACAGGAAAAACAAGUGGAAGACCACUGGGAGUUUCAAUGCCAACAUGGCAAUGACGAGUGUGUGGGGAACAUAAUUGAGGUAAGCGUAUAUUUGGAGAUGACGUAAAUUAACUAAAGGUAUUUAAUAAUAAUUGUAACUAGAGGGGAAGCAGAAAAUUUCAAAAUACUUGUGUGCUAUUAGCAUUAAUCAUAUUCAUUGUUCAAAGCAUCAUUUGACUUAGCUUGUUCUUUCUUUCUUUCAACAGACAUGUGCUAUUGCCAUUGUACAGAACAUUUCUGUAUAUUUCCCAUUUAUCAAUUGCAUGGAAAGUUCAUCCAUCAGAUCAGAAGAUGCUGCUAUAGCGGUAAGUUUGUUAAUAAAAGAUUUCCUUAAUCUGACAAUGGUGCAUAUUAUAGGUGAAUUUCUGGGAAACUGACUAAAAUUUCAUGAAAUUAAUUUCAAUUUGAAUCCAGAAGAAAUGAAAAAUGCCUCAAAAUGUCCUAUAUUUAACUUUAUUUGAUUUGGUCGACUGUGCAUUUAUAAGAAUAUAUCAAGCAUAAAGUAAAAAUAAUAAAUUUUGGAAUUGUAACUGAUGCAACAAAAAAAAAGUUAACAUCGUUUUUUUUGAGUUCCUCUGAAAGCUGCUUUAAUUGAAAUAUAUUUUUUCAAAUGAUCUCCAGCGCUUAUUUUACUAAUAAAAACCUUUAAAAACUACUCGAAAGCACAUUUUUUAAAAACAAUGCAGGCAAAAUAAUGUAACUGAUAUAACAUGACUUUAUUACCGAUUUAACUUGUCUGAAUGCAAGCGAUAAAAAAAUGGAGAAAAGACGGUAAUUAUUGUUACAAAAAUUAAAAAUUCACUGUAGCACCUAAAUAAACUUAAUUCACAGAGUUUUAAAGCCUGUCCAUAAUGUGAUAUUGACCAUGACCAUGAAAAUUGUAUACAUUUAUUUAUUAAAUGUAAAUAUAAAAUUUAACAUUUUUUAAAAAUAUUUAGAAAACAUUUAUUUCUUAAUUCAAGAUGGCCACCAGGUCAUGUGUCACACAAAACAAAAAACAUACCAAAAAUGAAUCCAUACCAAGAUGCAUGAAUUAAAUUUAUAUAGUAUCAAAUUCUAUGCAAUUUAAUUUUGGGAUAUUGACUUUUCCACGGAAAUCACCUAUAUAUACUAUAUCCCAUUUUUGAAUGCCUAAGUUCCUUUAUCAAUUUAUGUGCUUUACAGAUAAUGUUCAAAGUAAUUGUUUAUUACUGAAUAUAACUGACACAUAUAACGUAACCCCCCCCCCCACACUUUUUGUUGUAAAAAACCCUAAAAUGUCAUGUCCAUGUAUAAUGCAAUCUGUUAAUCUUGUCCUCUAAUAAUAAAAUAUGAAUUAAAAAAAUGAAUAUUUUAAAAAAAAUAAAAAUGUGAAAAUCCUUUAAAUUAUCAUAAAUUUUAAAUAAAUUGUGGUCAUACCAAUACAACUAUGCUAAUAUCCUAUCAAAGGGACACUACUGAAAUUACUGGUGUUUUAUGCGGAGACCAGAUAGGAUGUGUGCUCGGUUGCUAAAUGAGAGUGGACCAAGAAGAUUUUAUUUUGCAUAGAAAUUAGUAUAUUGUUUACCAGCAAAAAUUUUGCGCUAUCGCCAUGUUUUUAAGGAGCAUUUUACUCUAAAUUUCUCAUUCUAUACAGGGUAAUAUAAGGUAAAUACUUUUUCAUUAAAAUUUCACAAACUUAAGAGAGAAAAAAUCUGCAUAAAAAAAAUUAAUUUGAUAGAAUUUUGAAAUGUAAUCAAAAUUGUUCAUUUGAAAUCUUUCAUCCUUAUUACAGAUGCUGAGAACCUUCAUCAACAACAAACUAAAUGAAUGCCAUUUGCAUUUUUUUUUUUUUAUUUCAGUGUGCUAAAAAAUUUCCGGUUCCUCUGGAUCAGAUCCUGAAGUGCAGCAAUUCUAGCAUGGGUAACAGCCUGGAACAUCAGAUGGCACUUGAGACAGAUGCACUUGUUCCUAAGCACAGCUAUGUGCCUUGGAUUACACUGAACGGGGUACACACACUGGUUGUUUUUUGGUGUGUGCGUAGUACUUGUGAUUUAUGUUUUACUUAUGAAAGUGCAUUCAUUUUUCAUUCACAUUCUAAUUACCUAAGUGGUCGUUAUUCUUGGUGGCUAUAAAUAAUCUGCAACAAUCAACAUUCUGCAAGAUCGGUAAAUUAAAUAUGUGGGAUUUGGUGACAAAGCUAUUUUAUUUAAUCUUUGUAUUUCUUGUCACCAAGUUUUCAUUUAUCUCCCAAACCUGGGUACUUCUUACACAACGCCAUGUCAUCAUAAUAAGUAACUUCAUUCUACCAGGAAUGUCUAUAUCAUGGAUAUUCACCUCACCCUCCUCCUGCCCUGCCACCUAAUAAGACUUUUCUGUGCAUGCCACAACUGCCAUAACAUGUGUGUUAUAAAAGUGCCAAUGUUGGAAGCUGCAUACUGUCUGAUGUCUUGUAUUCAAGGUUCUUGUUAUUUUUUAGUUGAAGUUAUCAUCUACCCACUUGUAUUUCAUUGGCUUUGUUGCUGUUCUCUGCCCCAGGUCUACAGUGCGGCAAUAGAAAGUGAAGCUCAAUAUAAUCUGAUCAAGUUGGUUUGUGAUACAUACAAGGUAACUGUAUUCAUUUAA
This is a messenger RNA of Lymnaea stagnalis (great pond snail), 3171 nucleotides long. Lineage: Eukaryota; Metazoa; Mollusca; Gastropoda; Lymnaeidae. The record is from the annotation of a GenBank genome assembly.